Messenger RNA from Ailuropoda melanoleuca (giant panda), 3914 nucleotides. RefSeq names its product kynurenine aminotransferase 3 (gene KYAT3). The record is from RefSeq and is a predicted model, not a curated record. Gene Ontology annotation, biological process: biosynthetic process. Bases 515 to 1963 code for a protein of 482 amino acids. Lineage: Eukaryota; Metazoa; Chordata; Mammalia; Carnivora; Ursidae. Gene Ontology annotation, molecular function: L-kynurenine:2-oxoglutarate transaminase activity; pyridoxal phosphate binding. Gene Ontology annotation, cellular component: cytoplasm; mitochondrion. The transcript is spliced from 15 exons.
CGCCAGGCGGGCGUUCCGGGGCCCGGCGCGCCGAGUCGCGUGGAGGGAGGCCGGCGGGGGAGGGAGGCCGCGGGAGAGGCGCGGCGCGCCUGGCGAGACCGAGAACCGGGCCGGAUCUCCUUCAGGACUCGGACUCGAGCUCGGGUGCCGGCGUCCGCGCUGGAAUUACGUUCUCUCUGGGGAGGUGGCCGGCCUCGCCGGGUGCGGACCCCGCACCCCAGUCACCCAAAAAAGGCUUUGUGCCCCUUUCGCUCUGGAUUCGACAACUCACUCUGGCAUUUUGGAAACACCGACUCCAGCUCAUCCAUAACCGGGAUUGCUAGUAAGAAAGGAAACGAAGGCUGUUCUGCUGUCAUGUUUUUGGCCCAGAGGAGACUCUGCCCCCUUGACAGUAGAGCAAAAUUCCUGAAGACAAUUUAUUCUUCAAAAAUCCUUGGACUCCCUGCUUCUGCUGAUUGAGACUAAAGGAGUAGCCCCUAUCUGAGACAAGGUCUUCUCAUCGCAGAGAAGUAAGAUGUCUUUGAAAAUCACCAAUGCAAAACGAAUCGAAGGCCUUGAUAGUAAUGUAUGGGUUGAAUUUACAAAGUUGGCUGCAGACCCCUCUGUUGUGAAUCUUGGCCAAGGCCUUCCAGAUAUAUCCCCUCCUAUAUAUGUAAAGGAGAAGUUAUCAAAGAUUGCAGCAGUUGAUAGCCUGAACCAGUAUACACGAGGCUUUGGUCAUCCAUCACUUGUGAAAGCUCUAGCCUGCUUAUAUGAAAAAUUUUAUCAAAAUCAAAUCAAUCCAAAUAAAGAAAUCCUUGUGACAGUAGGAGCAUAUGGAUCUCUUUUUAAUGCCAUUCAAGGAUUAAUUGACAAUGGAGAUGAAGUCAUAAUAAUAAUGCCUUUCUAUGACUGCUAUGAGCCCAUGGUGAGAAUGGCUGGAGCAACACCUGUUUUUAUUCCCCUGAGAUCUAAACCUGUUGAUGGGAAAAGAUGGUCUAGUUCUGACUGGACAUUGGAUCCUCAAGAACUGGCAAGUAAAUUUAAUUCUAAAACCAAAGCUAUUAUACUGAAUACUCCACAUAACCCCAUUGGCAAGGUAUAUACCAAAGAGGAACUCCAAGUAAUUGCUGACCUUUGCAUCAAAAAUGACACACUCUGCAUCAGUGAUGAGGUUUAUGAAUGGCUUGUAUAUACUGGAAAUAAGCAUUUAAAAAUAGCUACUUUUCCAGGUAUGUGGGAGAGAACAAUAACAAUAGGAAGUGCCGGAAAGACUUUCAGUGUAACUGGCUGGAAGCUUGGCUGGUCCAUUGGUCCUAAUCAUUUGAUAAAACAUUUACAGACAGUUCAACAAAACUCCGUUUAUACUUGUGCGACUCCUUUACAGGAAGCCUUGGCUCAAGCUUUUUGGAUUGACAUCAAGCGCAUGGAUGACCCAGAGUGUUACUUUAAUUCUUUGCCAAAAGAGUUAGAAGUAAAAAGAGAUCGGAUGGUACAUUUACUUGAAAGUCUUGGCCUAAAACCGAUAGUUCCUGAUGGGGGAUACUUCAUCAUUGCUGAUGUGUCUUUGCUAGAUGCAGACCUCUCUGAUAUGAAGGACAGCAAUGAACCUUAUGACUAUAAAUUUGUGAAAUGGAUGACUAAGAAUAAGAAACUGUCGGCCAUUCCAGUUUCAGCAUUCUGUAAUGAAGAGACCAAAUUACAGUUUGAGAAGUUUGUGAGGUUUUGCUUCAUUAAAGCUUCGACACUUUAUACCAGGCUGCCACUGCUGUCACCUCUUGCAGAGAUGCCCUCCUCCAACUCUCCAACACUGCACACCGGGCUGCCCUGUUACCCACUGCAUGGAAUCCUUCACCCCUCAUACGCUCUGACAGCCCAUGCCAGUCUAUGUUGGCAGUUGCCUGCCUCAUCCUGUCUAGGUUCUAACACCCUGCACGGAGCCAUCCCGCCAUACAGAUGCUGGCUUACCCCGCUUGGACUCUGACAUACUGUUCCAGUCUACACCGCCACUGCCAUCACCAACACCUCAUGCCACCCACAUUAGAAACCCUCUUCACUCCACUCGGGCUGCUACAUCCUGCACCAGGCUGCCCAGGCUCCGCCUGCCUCCAUAUGUAGACACCUGCUUCACUCAGCUCCACCUAGUGGCUCUUCAAGUAAAUCAUUCUGCAGAGAGGGAAGAGAAAAGAAGUAGAAAAAGCAGAAGAGAAAAACAAGAGCUCGAUUUUCACUGCUUUCUGUCAUUUUAAUUUUAACCAUCUGCUGGUAUUGCCUAUUCGAAAAGCAAAUUAACUUUAUUAGUAAUUGUAACUGAAACAUUGAAGGGAAUGGGCAUAGUAGUGUGAACAAUUUUUCCUCAUUCAGAGCAGAGAAUUUUGAAUUUUAUCUGAAGGUGAUAUAUAAGGAAAUAGAACUAAAUGUAUUAUUUAGAUCUGGGAGGUAACCACUAGAACUAAAACCAGAAAUUGCCACGAAAAGUUGUCUUGGGGGAUGGUGGGCAUUGUAGGAAGGAGUAGGGAGAGGAGGAGCAGAUGAUUCUUACUCUGUGUAAGCUCUUCUAUACUCUGAUUUGCUUCCAUAACUAUAUAUUAAUUUGAUCGUAUUCCUUUUGUAGUUCUGCCUUUUCAUUUUUACUUUGAAAUGUUCUCUUUGCUUGAGAUCAGAUAUUCACUUAAAUCUUCAUUUAGUGCUAUUAUGUUUUAUAUUUUUCCUACUUUACCAAAAUCUGUCUUUAUUUUAAAGUGAACAACUCAUUAGAGUACUAUCCAAAAUUGAAUGAAUGAUAGCUGUAAUUUGCUCAACUUGCCUAUUUUCAAUUAGGCAAAUGCCAGCUUAGUAGCACCAUUCACCAUGAUUUUGUGUCAGAAAGAAUCAUCUUCAUAUUUGUAAAGGUCAUUUUAGGAGAAGAGAGACUGCAGAUUUUAAUGCUUUUAGUGAACUAGUAUUUUCAGUAAACUUUUCUGAGCAGCAAGGAAAAUAAUUUUUUCAGAAAUAUUAGCAUUGGAUAUAAAUGUUGGCAGUAAACACAGUCAAUAAAUAUCAUGUAAUUUCUCAAAUGGAAAGGAUUUCCCCCUUAUGAAUUCCUUUCGUAAAGACAUUCGAAUACCCCAACUGGAGAUUGAGUCUCAGUCCUUUAAUCUCCCAAGCUUAUAGCUGGACAUCAUGAGGGGUGUCAGGUUAUGCAGAAAAGGGGGUGAGGUGAGAGGCAAGAAAGCAAAAAUAAUAAAUAUUGGUCCCAUGAGCACAUCCUUCAGACUCACUGCCGGCAUCAGUGUCAUUUACGAGUCUGGGUCUCCUUUGGCUUUGCAGGCUGCUUGGGCUGCUCCAGUGGUUAUAAAUAGUGAGAGUGUCCGCACUGGUGUAUGUGGUUUUGGCUGGGAUCAGAUUAAACUGUUUUUAGUCUGAACUGCAUUUAACAGUUUGUCGAUCAUUUUCUUGGUGAUGCUUUUUGGCCGCAUGCCAGUUGAUUUUUACAUUUCUUUAGUGUCAGGAUAGUAGCAAUAAAUUGGCAGCCAGUAUCACAAAACAGUAUGAUGUAGUGAUCACUGUCACACUUCUCUAGCUCCUCUAAUAUUGAAUUCUUAUGAGGUUCAUUCACUUUUCCAGCCAGGCAGUAAUGGGAUAUAACAUUAGAAAUAAUUGGUUUGUUUGAUUUACUGCUGGAAUGGUUCCUUAAGGAGCUUGGGGCCUGUGUACUCGACCACCAAGGCGAGGGAAAAUGCUACGGAUGCCAUUUUCCAGUUUCUUCCCAUGCUCCUCCCAGAGUUUUGGCUUUAUAUACAGGCAAGGCUUUCAAUGGCUUGUUUCCUGAGAAGGCAUGAUCCCCCAGUGAACACUCUGGGGUUCAGUGCUGCGGAGGCCAAGGAUGGGCUAGAGCCCAACUGGGCCCUGCUCAAGUUAUCAGGUGUUGAAGAGCGCUUGGUUCCCAAAUCAUU